Trypanosoma cruzi is the source of this 2442-nucleotide messenger RNA. Its product is annotated as trans-sialidase, putative. The record is from RefSeq and is a predicted model, not a curated record. NCBI's taxonomy places the organism in Eukaryota, Euglenozoa, Kinetoplastea, Trypanosomatida, Trypanosomatidae. Gene Ontology annotation, cellular component: membrane; intracellular membrane-bounded organelle; cytoplasm. The coding region runs from base 1 to 2442 and encodes 813 amino acids. Gene Ontology annotation, biological process: ganglioside catabolic process; oligosaccharide catabolic process. Gene Ontology annotation, molecular function: exo-alpha-sialidase activity. The transcript has a single exon.
AUGCUCUCACGUGUUGCUGCAGUGAAGGCACCCCGCACACACAACCGUCGCCGCGUGACCGGAUCCAGCGGAAGGAGGAGGGAAGGAAGAGAGAGUGAGCCGCAGAGGCCCAACAUGUCGCGGCGUAUGUUUACUUCCGCGGUGCUGCUUCUCCUCGUUGUGAUGAUGUGCUGCGGCAGUGGAGCUGCACACGCGGAGAACAGUGCUUCAGGGGCAGCACAAGGUCAGGGAUCUUCACUGGAUAAACAUAUUGUUUGGAGAGAUACGAAAGAUGGAGAAACAGUCGAUUUGCUCUAUGCCCCCAGUCUUGUUGAGGUGAAUGGUGUCGUGUUUGCCUUUGCCGAGGCGCUGUUGAAGGAUGAAAAAGACUAUUUCUUUACUGGGAUUGCCUCGAAACUUCUUGAGUUGAGUGACGAAAACCCAAAGAAGCUGGCCACAGAUAAUUUGAGGACAAAGGCACUGGAGAAAUGUCCUUCCCAAGAAGCCAAAUGCCCCUCUCAGUCAACGAAUUGCGCUGGUUCCCAAUGUUUCCACAGCGCACAUGUGAGCCGGCCAACAACAGUUGUGAAGGGAAAUGACAUUUACAUGCUUGCUGGAAAAUACAACAGGCAAAAUGUCGCUGUUUGUCAGGGUGAGGCUGACGCGGCCUCAUGGGGUCUUUUGCUGGUAAAGGGGAAUGUCAGUGGAGAACAGGCCAAAGAAAUUGUUUGGGAAGUUACUGACGAUCUCCCGUGCACUUCGAUUGUAAAGCUUUAUGAAUCCUGGGUAUUGCUCAUUGGAGGCGGUGGAUCGGGUAUUAAGAUGGAUGACGAUACGCUUGUGUUUCCGUUGGAAGCCGUGAAGGAGGACGGCACUGAAAGUGAAGCAAAGGAAGAAAAGAAUAACAACGUUUCGCUGAUCCUAUACUCAAAGGAUACUAAGAAUUGGACGCUGUCGAAGGGGAUGUCUGCCGAUGGCUGCACUGAUCCCUCCGUCGUGGAGUGGAGAGAGGGAAAACUCAUGAUGAUGACUGCGUGUGAUGAUGGCCGCCGCAGGGUGUACGAGUCCGGUGACAAGGGGGAUUCGUGGACGGAGGCACUCGGGACACUCUCGCGCGUGUGGGGGAACAACUACAACCGACAUGAGAAGGGCGUUAGAGGCGGGUUCAUCACAGCGAAUAUUGACGGUGUUGAUGGUGCUAAGAGAACUGUGAUGCUCGUUACUCUGCCGGUGUUUUCCAAGAAGGCUGAUACAGGAGGCCGUGGAAAAGAAAAGGGCGAACUCCAUCUUUGGCUGACGGACAAUACGCACGUUGUUGAUAUUGGGCCGGUAUCCGGUGAUGAUGACGCUGCCGCCAGCGCCCUGUUGUACAAAAGUGGAGAUAAUAAGGAGGAAGAGAAGUUGAUUGCACUGUACGAGAAGAAGGGCGAUGGGUUCAGACAAUCAUCCGGUAUGGUCUCUGUGCUUCUGACUGAGCAGCUGAAGCGGGUGAAGGAGGUGCUGGCUACAUGGAAGGAAGUGGACGAACGUGUCUCCAAUCUGUGCCUCACUUCAAGUGCUACGGUGAGUAAAUCAACUGGCACUGCCUGUACUACUGAUAAGAUCGCGGAUGGGCUGGUUGGCUUUUUGUCCGGCAAUUUCUCUGAUAACACAUGGAGGGACGAGUACCUCGGGGUGGACGCCACAGUAAAGAAAGGAACGAAUGGGGUGGCAGCAGGGUAUGCGGAUGGUGUGACGUUCCGGGGAGCGUGGGCGGAGUGGCCCGUUGGCAGUCAGGGGGAGAAUCAGCUGUACUACUUUGCAAACUACAACUUCACUCUUGUGGCCACGGUGUCCAUCCACGGUGAGCCUAAAAGUGACAGCGUCCCUUUGAUGGGUGUGCGUGCAGGCAGUGACGGAGGAAAGAAACUUAUGGAGUUGUCGUACGGCAGCGGAAAGAAGUGGCAGGUGCUGUGCAGUGACGGAACAACCAAGAAGCUUAAAAGCACUUGGGAUCCACAGAGACAAUACCAAGUGGCCAUUGUGCUACAGAACGGCAGCCAGGGCUCCGUGUACGUCGAUGGCCAGCGUGUGUGUGAGAGUGUGCAAAGUAAAUUGGAAACUACAGAAUCGAAAGGGAUUUCCCACUUCUACAUUGGAGGGGAUGGAGUCAAUGCAGAGAACACGGCGGGUGACGAAGGUGUGUCUGUGACUGUGACAAACGUCCUGCUGUACAACCGCCCGUUGACAUUUACUGGUGGGAGUGCCGAUUUGGAAGAAGAUAUUGCGUCACAUUCUGAGGCUCCAGUGGAGCAAGCGGCCUUGCAGCAGUCUCGAAAGAAAAGUGAAAUACAGCAAGUGCCGGCAGCUUCGAGCUCCCAUGCCGUUGGAGAAACAACAGGCGACGGCGGCAUUGUGCGUGGGAGCGGACUGCUGCCAUUGCUUCUGCUUCUGUUGGGACUGUGGGGGUUUGCGGCUCUGUGA